AUGUGAUUAGGUGAUAAGAGUGAUAUUUCUUUUCUCUUGUUUUAUUUGUUGUAACGGCUCGUGCGUUUGGGGCGAAAUCUAGAUGAAACUGAAUUUUAAGUGACUUGUGAUAAAAAAAAAUGGGGAAAGCUUCAAAUGGCACGAGAGAAUGUUGUACGGCAAGAGAUGUUUUGUGGUAUUUGACUUUUUUUGGUUUUGCUGUUAAUUAUAUGUUAAGGACUAACUUAAACAUAGCCAUUGUAUCAAUGGUCAAAACUAGAACCACCACUAAUCACACUUUAACAAGUGAAUGCUUGGUGGAGAAUGUAACUGAAAUUUUUGAAAACCAUUUUUCAAAACAAACAAAUUUGACCGAAAAUGAAUUUAAUGUCACUCAAGUCGCCCCCACGUCCCUCCUAUUCCCCUGGAAUGAGAAGCAGCAAUCGGCCAUUUUGGGUGGUUAUUUCUGGCUCCAUUGGGUCACUCAGAUCCCUGGUGGUAUCUUGGGUUCCAAAUAUGGGACGAAAAUAGUUUUCGGAUUGUCGAAUUUCAUUGCAGUCCUUGGGUGCUUUUUUGUACCYAUGGCCGCUUACAUGGGCCACCACUACCUCCUAGCACUUCGAAUGUUUCAAGGAAUGAUUGCUGGUUUUGCAUGGCCAGCGAUGCACAACAUGACUGCUAGAUGGAUACCUCCCAACGAGCGAAGCAAAUUUGUGACUGCUUAUUUAGGGAGUUCCAUGGGGGCGGCGUUAACCUACCCCGUGUGCGGCUUUAUCAUCCAUCGCUGGGGGUGGGAAUGGGUGUUUUACACGUCGGGGCUGGCUGGUACAGUUUGGUUUAUCGCUUGGUGGUUUUUGGUCUAUGAUAGCCCAGCCAAACACCCCCGAAUUUCCGAACAAGAGAAAGAAUACAUUUUGAACAGUUUGGGGCAAACUUACACAAAACAUAAAGCGCCUGUUCCCUGGAAGGAUUUAUUGCUCUCGGUCCCAGUUUGGAUGAAUGUUUUAGCUCAAUGGGGCGGUCUUUGGGGAUUUUUUACGCUGAUGACACACACACCCUCUUAUUUUAAGUUUAUUCAUGGCUGGAGCAUUCAAGCGACGGGCUUCCUAUCGGGCUUAGGUCACGUGUUGCGAACCACCUGGGCUUACAUCUCCGCCUUGUUAGGCGAUUACUUGCUCAGGACGAACAGGAUGAGCAGGACAAAUGUACGGAAGUUGGCAACGGCAGGAUGCACGAUAGGGCAAGGGGUUUGCAUGCUGGGAUUGGCGUUUUCUGGAUGCGAUUACACGUGGGCAGUGGUCUGGCUUAGUGCCGCCGUGGCCAUGAAUGGCUCGGUCUCGACAGGGCCCCUGGCCUCCAUCGUCGACAUCAGCCCCAAUUAUGCCAGUGUUGUACUCGGACUAGUCAACUCAGUCGCCGCUUUUGUUGGCUUCUUAACACCAGCAGUGGUCGGCCAAUUCACUUUCCAAAACCAAACCGUCAAGCAAUGGCAAAAAGUUUUUUUUGUUUCUACUGGAAUGUUAGUAAGUUCUGGAGUUUUAUAUCUGUUGUUUGCCACAUCUGAUCUUCAACCAUGGAAUUCUCCUGAUGUUAAGAAAACCAAAAAUGAAUCUGAAUUAAUUUCAAUAAAAAAUAAAGAAGAAAAAGAAGAAGAAAAGAAUGAACAAAGCGUUACCAUUAAACAGUAGAAAAAAAUUUUAAUGUUUUGCUUCUACAGUUGUAAAGUAAUAAAAUUUUAAUUGUUGUGUU
Tribolium madens (black flour beetle) is the source of this 1728-nucleotide messenger RNA. RefSeq names its product sialin (gene NaPi-T). The record is from RefSeq and is a predicted model, not a curated record. Bases 120 to 1667 code for a protein of 515 amino acids. Lineage: Eukaryota; Metazoa; Arthropoda; Insecta; Coleoptera; Tenebrionidae. The transcript is spliced from 10 exons. Gene Ontology annotation, molecular function: transmembrane transporter activity. Gene Ontology annotation, biological process: monoatomic anion transport; transmembrane transport. Gene Ontology annotation, cellular component: plasma membrane.